CUGUUGAAACAAAUGGCUAUGAAGAAUGUCUCUAUAGUGACUGAAUUCAUUCUCACAGGAUUGACAGACCAACCAGAGCUCCAGCUACCCCUGUUUGUCAUGUUUCUGGUGAAUUAUGUAAUAACUGUGGUGGGAAACUUGAGUUUAAUGAGUCUCAUUUACCUAAACUCAAACCUGCAGACCCCAAUGUACUUUUUUCUCUGUAAUCUAUCCUUCAUUGAUUUAUGUUAUUCAUUUGUGUUUACUCCAAAAACACUAAUGAGUUUUGUCUCAGAGAAGAACACCAUCUCCUUUGGAGGAUGCAUGACUCAGCUGUUUUUCUUUGGCUUUUGUGCUCACUCUGAGUGUUAUGUGCUGACAGCCAUGGCCUAUGAUCGAUAUGUAGCCGUCUGUCAACCCCUGUUGUACAUGGUCAUCAUGUCUCCUAGGAAAUGUCCCCUGCUGAUGUUUGGCUCAUACUUGAUGGGGUUUGUUGGUGCCGUUGUCCAUACAGGGUGUAUGGUACGUCUCAACUUUUGUGACUCUAACAUCAUAAACCACUACAUGUGUGACAUCCUCCCCCUUCUCCAGCUCUCCUGCAGCAGUACCUAUGUGGAUGAGCUUGUGAGUUCUGUUAUUGUCAGCACCGUAGUCAUUGCUUCUAGCCUCGUCAUCUUAAUGUCCUAUGCUUUCAUUCUUUUUAAUGUCACUAAAUUGUCAUCAGGUAAGGGUUUGUCCAAAGCCUUGAGCACCUGCAGUUCUCACAUAAUAACUGUUGCCCUGUUUUAUGGAUUUGGUAUGCUCACACACAUCAAAACAUCCUCUGAGGAAUCUGUGGAUCAGGGCAAAAUACUCAGUGUAUUUUGCACAUUUUUGCUGCCCUUGCUGAACCCUUUUAUUUACAGUCUUAGGAAUAAGGAUGUCAAGCUUGCUCUAAAGAGAACUAUGAGGAGAUUCACAGUGAGACAACCACUGGGGCUGCCCUAA
This is a messenger RNA of Mesocricetus auratus (golden hamster), 966 nucleotides long. RefSeq names its product olfactory receptor 143-like. Gene Ontology annotation, biological process: G protein-coupled receptor signaling pathway; sensory perception of smell. The transcript has a single exon. Gene Ontology annotation, molecular function: odorant binding; olfactory receptor activity; G protein-coupled receptor activity. Gene Ontology annotation, cellular component: membrane. Bases 13 to 966 code for a protein of 317 amino acids. The record is from RefSeq and is a predicted model, not a curated record. Lineage: Eukaryota; Metazoa; Chordata; Mammalia; Rodentia; Cricetidae.